Sparassis crispa is the source of this 792-nucleotide messenger RNA. RefSeq lists its product as hypothetical. The coding region runs from base 1 to 792 and encodes 263 amino acids. The transcript has 3 exons. NCBI's taxonomy places the organism in Eukaryota, Fungi, Basidiomycota, Agaricomycetes, Polyporales, Sparassidaceae. The record is from RefSeq and is a predicted model, not a curated record.
AUGCCUCAUAAACGUGCUAAGCACACUGCUCGAGAGCAGAAUCGUUCAAAAUCAGGCUCAGAUCUUCCUCCAGGAGCCAAGCACUCCAUCAACAAUGAAGCCAUUCCAAAGAGCAUUGCGCGCGUGCUAAAUGCUACAAAAGUGCAGAAAGAGUGGGCGGAGAAGAACCGGAAAAGAAAGAUCGGAGAGGAGGAAGACGUCAGGGAGGGUACUGCACGGAAGAAGCGGAAAAACGGGGCAGAACAUGAAGAGCAGGAUAGAAAAAUGGACAUCAGGAUACAGCCUGGGGAAUCUAUCGCACAAUUUAAUAGGCGAGUGGAAGACUCGAUGCGUCCAGCGAUGCGCGAUGCAGCGAAGGCAUCCUCGGCUCGCGUGAAGAAGCUGAGGAAAGAAGAGCAAGUGGCGAAAGCGGAGAAGUCUUCUUCAACGCCUUCAGAAACGAAAUCUCAUCCGAAGAAGGAGCAAGAUGACGGCAAGGAGUCCACGACAGUGCCUAGCGGCAAGGAGAAGCAGACAGCAGAGCGCGACCAGCGACCAAAAGAUUUCCAAAGUCUCUCUAGCUCUGCUCCUCGGCGGCUCAACGACAUUGUCCAAGCGCCACCAGAUAUUAAGAAGCUUCCACGCGGCGCAGAGAAAGUGGCUGCGGCGAAGGAAGCAGGAAGGAAGGCUGCGGAGGGGAAGACCUUGAGGCAGGGCGUGCUAUCGAUGGCGCAGAAGGCGAUGUUAGAAGAGGAGAGAGAGAGAGCCGUGAGGAUGUAUAGGGAGCUCAAAAAACGCAAGGCAGCUGGUUGA